CUUCUGGUCAUCUCCUGGGGGAUGGUCGACAAAGGUUCAUAAUUUUAUGUUCAUCCUACAAUCUAAUAUAAAGCUCUUGUGUUUACGGUACGAGGAAUGCAAGUUCUUGUCUUGAGACGAAAGUCUGCUCUGAUUUGAACUUUCCGAGAUACAGGGAGAAAAGGGCACUCAAAGCAGAGGACGGAAAAGAUUCAGGGCCUGGAGGGACAGGUGAAAAAGGAAGCACCUUUAUAUGAUGUUUUCCUUGGUGAUGAACAUUCGAUGUGCGUAUUCCCCAUUUGCAGCUUAUGAAUCUAAUCGCCCAAAUGGGAGGCCGAGAACGGCGUGCCGCAAGAAUCAAGGCUCAAGAGCUAAACGAGAUUAAUGGGUGCAUUGGGUGGUACCAUCUUCAACCUUUGUUAUCUCCCAGUCAUUUUUCUUCUUCUUUGUUGGGGGGUCUUCAGAAGAUAUUUUGGUGGGGCCGCAAGAUAUUUUCUAUAAAUAUCUUCUCCCAAAAAAUAUCUCAACUUGGACAGAACCGCCAUUGUAGUAUAGGUCCACGUUUUAUUGUCCCCAAAGAAGCAAUUAUUUUUAUAUUCUGUGUUAUGCGCAUUCCUUAUCCGAUUUUGUCGCGAGACGGUUGAUUGAUGAAUAAAACCGUCUUUUUCCUGUUUCUUCUUCUUCUGGAAAUUCUUUCUUGCGGGCACCUCCGCUUCUUCUGCGCGUUUCCGGAGGGACUGACUGUGUAGCGCGAGAAAAUGGAUGAAUUGCCGGACCAUCUGGUUUGGGACAUUCUCAGGAAACUCCAGAAAACCAGAGACAGAAACUCGGCUUCGCUGUCUUGCAAGCGUCUCUGCUCACUAGACAAUGAACAGAGACAUUCUCUACGUAUUGGUUGCGGUCUUGUUCCCGCGAAAGAAGCCUUGGCUUCUCUCUGCACGAGGUUUCCCAAUCUGUCCAGAGUUGAGAUCAUAUACUCUGGUUGGAUGUCCAAAUUGGGAAAGCAACUCGACGACAACGGGCUUCUUGUGCUAACCGCCAACUGCCAUUCCCUUACCGAGCUCACCCUCAGUUACUGCACCUUCAUCACUGACGUUGGCCUUCGUUAUCUGUCUUCGUGUUCUAAGCUUUCCUCGAUGAGGUUGAAUUUCACGCCCAGAAUCACGGGGUGUGGCAUAUUGUCUCUUGCCAUUGGUUGCAAGAAGCUUACGAGUCUCCACCUUAUCCGAUGCCUAAAUGUGACCAGUGUUGAGUGGUUGGAAUAUCUAGGGAAGCUUGAGAAUCUGGAGGAACUCUGCAUCAAGAACUGCAGGGCCAUCGGGGAGGGUGAUCUGAUGAAACUGGGACGUAGCUGGAGGAAGAUACGGAGCCUGCAGUUCGAGGUUGAUGCCAAUUACCGAUACAUGAAGGUUUAUGAUCGGUUAUCCGUGGAUAAGUGGCAGAAACAGCUGGUUCCAUGUGAGAAUCUUGUCGAGCUCAGCCUGGCGAAUUGCAUCAUCAACCCAGGUAGAGGUCUAGCUUGCAUUUUGAGCAGAUGCAAGAACUUGGAGAAGCUUCAUCUGGACAUGUGUGUCGGUGUUCGGGAUUCAGACAUCGUUGGGUUGGUCCAAAGGGCUAAACAUCAUCUCAGAAGCAUCUCACUCCGUGUCCCCUCGGAUUUCACUCUGCCUCUUCUCAACAACAUCACCCUCAGGUUAACCGACGAAAGCCUCAGAGCCAUCGCCCAGAACAGCUCAAAGCUCGAAUCUUUCAAGAUCUCGUUCUCAGACGGGGAGCUCCCCUCGCUAUUCUCUUUCACCCUCGACGGGAUAAUCACUCUGAUACAAUCCUGCCCGAUACGAGAGCUAACCCUCGACCACGUGUGUUCCUUCAGUGACACGGGCAUGGAAGCUCUGUGUUCGGCGCAGAAUCUGGAGAUGUUGGAGCUUGUCCAGUGCCAGGAAGUGGGCGACGAGGGUCUGAUACUGGUGAGCCAGUUUCCACGGCUCACCGGCUUGAAACUGGUAAAGUGUUUGGGGAUCUCGGACGAGGGAUUAAGGCCCCUUGUCGGGUCUCAUAAACUGGAUUUGAUCGUCGUUGAAGAUUGUCCCCAGGUUUCGGAAAGAGGCGUUCAUGGAGCUGCCAGGUCUGUCUCUUUCAGACAAGACUUGUCCUGGAUGUUUUGAUACACAAUUUUCUUGACGAAGAAUAAUACUCUAUUACAUCAUUGCAGGAUGCAGACUCAUUCAGGUCCUCAGCAAACAUAUGAAAUAAUAUAAUGUAAUAUUUAGUUGACUUUUUAUGGAUUAUGAGAUAUUUAUAUUAUAAUGCCAGGGUUUGUUGA
Tarenaya hassleriana is the source of this 2302-nucleotide messenger RNA. Its product is annotated as F-box/LRR-repeat protein 14. The transcript has 2 exons. The coding region runs from base 738 to 2144 and encodes 468 amino acids. Gene Ontology annotation, cellular component: SCF ubiquitin ligase complex. Lineage: Eukaryota; Viridiplantae; Streptophyta; Magnoliopsida; Brassicales; Cleomaceae. Gene Ontology annotation, biological process: SCF-dependent proteasomal ubiquitin-dependent protein catabolic process. The record is from RefSeq and is a predicted model, not a curated record. Gene Ontology annotation, molecular function: protein binding.